Messenger RNA from Eptesicus fuscus (big brown bat), 3429 nucleotides. It is a transcript of the gene AP2B1, whose product is annotated as adaptor related protein complex 2 subunit beta 1. Gene Ontology annotation, biological process: intracellular protein transport; vesicle-mediated transport. NCBI's taxonomy places the organism in Eukaryota, Metazoa, Chordata, Mammalia, Chiroptera, Vespertilionidae. Gene Ontology annotation, molecular function: clathrin binding. The record is from RefSeq and is a predicted model, not a curated record. Gene Ontology annotation, cellular component: membrane coat; clathrin adaptor complex. The coding region runs from base 201 to 3056 and encodes 951 amino acids. The transcript has 22 exons.
GCGGCGAGACUCUCUGACGUCGCGCGGCGUUUCCUGCCCACCAUCUUUGUCCCUGGCAAAGCGGGUUUUGCGCAGUGGCUUAGACCUGGAAAAGGAGUCGUGACGUGCAGGAAACCAUUCCAACACCGCUGGGGCCGCGCUCUCCGGCCGCCGCCGCCACCCCCGCCCUUGCCUCCGGUGCACAUUAAAGAGCCAACACCAUGACUGACUCCAAGUACUUCACAACCAAUAAAAAAGGAGAAAUCUUUGAAUUAAAGGCUGAACUCAACAAUGAAAAGAAAGAAAAACGGAAGGAGGCUGUGAAGAAAGUGAUUGCUGCUAUGACUGUGGGGAAGGAUGUCAGCUCUCUCUUUCCAGAUGUAGUGAACUGUAUGCAGACUGACAACCUGGAACUAAAGAAGCUGGUGUAUCUCUACUUGAUGAACUAUGCCAAGAGUCAGCCAGACAUGGCCAUUAUGGCUGUCAACAGCUUUGUGAAGGACUGUGAAGAUCCCAAUCCUCUGAUUCGGGCCUUGGCAGUUAGAACCAUGGGAUGCAUCCGAGUGGACAAGAUCACAGAAUAUCUCUGUGAGCCUCUCCGAAAGUGCUUGAAGGAUGAAGAUCCCUAUGUUCGGAAAACAGCAGCAGUCUGCGUGGCAAAACUCCAUGAUAUCAAUGCCCAAAUGGUGGAAGAUCAGGGAUUUCUGGAUUCUCUGCGGGAUCUCAUAGCAGAUUCAAAUCCAAUGGUGGUGGCUAAUGCUGUAGCAGCAUUAUCUGAAAUCAGUGAAUCUCACCCAAAUAGCAACUUACUUGAUCUGAACCCACAGAACAUUAAUAAGCUGCUGACAGCCCUGAAUGAGUGCACUGAAUGGGGCCAGAUUUUCAUCCUGGACUGCCUGUCCAAUUACAACCCUAAAGAUGACCGGGAAGCUCAGAGCAUCUGUGAGCGGGUAACUCCCCGGCUAUCUCAUGCCAACUCAGCAGUGGUGCUUUCAGCAGUAAAAGUCCUAAUGAAAUUUCUAGAGUUGUUACCCAAGGACUCUGACUACUACAAUAUGCUGCUGAAGAAGUUGGCCCCUCCGCUUGUCACUUUGCUGUCUGGGGAGCCAGAGGUGCAGUAUGUCGCCCUGAGGAACAUCAACCUAAUUGUUCAGAAAAGGCCUGAAAUCUUAAAGCAGGAAAUCAAAGUCUUCUUUGUGAAGUAUAAUGAUCCCAUCUAUGUUAAACUAGAGAAGUUGGACAUCAUGAUUCGUUUGGCAUCUCAAGCCAAUAUUGCUCAGGUUCUGGCAGAGCUAAAGGAAUAUGCCACGGAGGUGGAUGUUGACUUUGUUCGAAAAGCUGUGCGGGCCAUUGGAAGGUGUGCCAUCAAGGUGGAGCAAUCUGCAGAACGUUGUGUGAGCACGUUGCUUGAUCUCAUCCAAACCAAAGUAAAUUAUGUGGUCCAAGAGGCGAUAGUUGUCAUCAGGGACAUCUUCCGCAAGUAUCCCAACAAGUAUGAAAGUAUCAUUGCCACUCUGUGUGAGAACUUAGACUCGCUGGAUGAACCAGACGCUCGAGCAGCUAUGAUUUGGAUUGUGGGAGAAUAUGCUGAACGAAUUGACAAUGCAGAUGAGUUACUAGAGAGCUUCCUGGAGGGUUUUCAUGAUGAGAGCACCCAGGUGCAGCUCACUCUGCUUACUGCCAUAGUGAAGCUGUUUCUCAAAAAACCAUCAGAAACACAGGAGCUGGUACAGCAGGUCUUGAGUUUGGCAACACAGGAUUCUGAUAAUCCUGACCUUCGAGAUAGGGGCUAUAUUUAUUGGCGGCUUCUCUCAACCGACCCUGUCACAGCCAAAGAAGUAGUCUUGUCUGAGAAGCCACUGAUCUCUGAGGAGACAGAUCUUAUUGAGCCAACUCUGCUGGAUGAGCUAAUCUGCCACAUUGGUUCUUUGGCCUCUGUGUACCACAAGCCUCCCAAUGCUUUUGUGGAAGGAAGUCACGGAAUCCAUCGCAAACACUUGCCAAUACAUCAUGGGAGCACUGAUGCAGGUGACAGCCCUGUUGGCACCACCACUGCCACCAACCUGGAACAGACUCAGGUUAUUCCCUCUCAAGGUGACCUUCUAGGGGACCUUUUAAACCUUGAUCUCGGUCCACCAGUCAAUGUGCCACAGGUAUCCUCCAUGCAGGUGGGAGCAGUGGAUCUCUUGGGAGGAGGACUAGAUAGUCUGCUUGGCAGUGACCUUGGCGGGGGCAUUGGAGGAAGUCCGGCAGUGGGACAGUCCUUCAUUCCAUCAUCAGUGCCUGCAACCUUUGCUCCUUCACCUACUCCUGCUGUGGUCAGCAGUGGUCUGAAUGAUCUAUUUGAACUCUCUACAGGGAUAGGCAUGGUACAUGGCGGAUAUGUGGCUCCUAAGGCUGUCUGGCUGCCUGCAGUAAAGGCCAAAGGCUUGGAGAUUUCUGGAACGUUUACUCAUCGUCAGGGGCACAUCUAUAUGGAAAUGAAUUUCACCAACAAAGCUCUGCAGCAUAUGACAGACUUUGCAAUCCAGUUUAACAAGAAUAGCUUUGGCGUCAUCCCUAGCACUCCUCUGGCCAUCCAUACACCAUUGAUGCCAAAUCAGAGCAUUGAUGUCUCCCUGCCUCUCAACACCUUGGGUCCAGUCAUGAAGAUGGAACCUCUGAAUAACCUACAGGUAGCUGUGAAAAACAAUAUUGAUGUCUUCUACUUCAGCUGCCUCAUCCCACUCAAUGUGCUUUUUGUAGAAGAUGGCAAAAUGGAGCGCCAGGUCUUUCUUGCAACAUGGAAGGAUAUUCCCAAUGAAAAUGAACUUCAGUUCCAGAUUAAGGAAUGUCAUUUAAAUGCUGACACUGUUUCCAGCAAGUUGCAAAACAACAAUGUUUAUACUAUUGCCAAGAGGAAUGUGGAAGGGCAGGACAUGCUGUACCAAUCUCUGAAGCUCACUAAUGGCAUUUGGAUCUUGGCUGAGCUACGUAUCCAGCCUGGAAACCCCAACUAUACGCUGUCGCUGAAGUGCAGAGCUCCUGAAGUCUCUCAGUACAUCUAUCAGGUCUACGACAGCAUUUUGAAAAACUAAUAGACUGCUCUGGUGCCCUCCGGCCACCCUGUGAUCGGUGCAAGCCAAGAACUCUUAACUAGAAGAAAUUGUUUUGCCGAGUAGAAGCUGAACCUAAAUACACUGAGGCCACCCACCAAGGUAGUGACUAGUCUAACCUGUGCUAAAUUAGGCCGCAACCUGUUGGAUAGUGUUAGCUUUCUGUGAACUUUGUAACCACUGCUUCAGUCACUUCCCACCUUUGCCUCCUGCUGCUGCUGUCUGUCCUUACCUGUGGGCUUCUCCAUACUGGGCCAAUGGCUGGCAUAUUUUAGCGUAGUUUGAUAUUUUGUAAUUGAGAGUUCAUUUCAAAAGCAGAAAAAGACAAAAAAUAUUAAAGCAAGGAAAAGUGUCA